GUAGAAAUUUCAUCUCCCAUGUGGUGUGGCUGGCCUUGUGUCUGUUUUCUACUACAGUGCCGUGGUCUUUCUUUAUGCAGUGGGCAGGAAGAACCCCUCAGACAAUUAUACUGUGGUCACUGGUCUUCUGGUCUGGACUUGAUCCUUCCCCCAGAUCACCAUGGCCACGGCCAAGGCCAGAAACCCCCGGGAGGCAUUGCUCUGGGCCUUGAGUGACCUUGAGGAGAACGAUUUCAAGAAGUUAAAGUUCUACUUAAGGGAUAUGACCCUGUCUGAGGGCCAGCCCCCACUGGCCAGAGGGGAGUUGGAGGGCCUGAUUCCGGUGGACCUGGCAGAAUUACUGAUUUCAAAGUAUGGAGAAAAGGAGGCUGUGAAAGUUGUCCUCAAGGGCUUGAAGGUCAUGAAUCUGUUGGAACUUGUGGACCAGCUCAGCCACAUUUGUCUGCAUGAUUACAGAGAAAUAUACCGAGAGCAUGUGCGCUGCCUAGAGGAAUGGCAGGAAGCAGGAGUUAAUGGCAGAUACAACCAGGUGCUCCUGGUGGCCAAGCCCAGCUCAGAGAGCCCAGAAUCACUUGCCUGCCCCAUCCCAGAGCAGGAGCUGGACUCUGUCAUGGUGGAGGUUCUAUUUGAUUCAGGGGAAAAGCCCUCCCUAGCCCCAUCCUUAGUUGUGCUACAGGGGUCGGCUGGCACUGGAAAGACAACUCUCGCCAGAAAAAUAGUGUUGGACUGGGCCACUGGUACUCUGUACCCAGGCCGGUUUGAUUAUGUCUUUUAUGUAAGCUGCAAAGAAGUCGUCCUGCUGCUGGAGAGCAAACUAGAACAGCUCCUUUUCUGGUGCUGCGGGGACAAUCAAACCCCUGUCACAGAGAUUCUGAGGCAGCCAGAGCGGCUCCUGUUCAUCCUGGAUGGCUUUGAUGAGCUGCAGAGGCCCUUUGAAGAAAAGUUGAAGAAGAGGGGUUUGAGUCCCAAGGAGAGCCUGCUGCACCUUCUAAUUAGGAGACAUACACUCCCCACAUGCUCCCUUCUCAUCACCACCCGGCCCCUGGCUUUGAGGAAUCUGGAGCCCUUGCUGAAACAAGCACGCCAUGUCCAUAUCCUAGGCUUCUCUGAGGAGGAGAGGGCGAGGUACUUCAGCUCCUAUUUCACGGAUGAGAAGCAAGCUGACCGUGCCUUCGACAUUGUACAGAAAAAUGACAUUCUCUACAAAGCGUGUCAGGUUCCAGGCAUUUGCUGGGUGGUCUGCUCCUGGCUGAAGGGGCAGAUGGAGAGAGGCAAAGCUGUCUUAGAGACACCUAGAAACAGCACUGACAUCUUCAUGGCUUACGUCUCCACCUUCCUGCCGCCCGAUGAUGAUGGGGGCUGCUCCGAUCUUUCCCGGCACAGGGUCCUGAGGAGCUGCUCCCUAGCUGCUGAAGGGAUUCAGCACCAGAGGUUCCUAUUUGAAGAAGCUGAGCUCAGGAAACACAAUUUAGAUGGCCCCAGGCUUGCCGCUUUCCUGAGUAGUAAUGACUACCAAUUGGGACUUGCCAUCAAGAAGUUCUACAGCUUCCGCCACAUCAGCUUCCAGGACUUUUUUCAAGCCAUGUCUUACCUGGUGAAAGAGGACCAAAGCCGGCUGGGGAAAGAGUCCCGCAGAGAAGUGCAAAGGCUGCUGGAGGUAAAGGAGCAGGAAGGGAGUGAUGAGAUGACCCUCACUAUGCAGUUUUUAUUGGACAUAUCGAAAAAAGACAGCUUCUCGAACUUGGAGCUCAAGUUCUGCUUCAGAAUUUCUCCCUGUUUAGCGCAGGAUCUGAAGCAUUUUAAAGAACAGAUGGAAUCUAUGAAGCACAACAGGACCUGGGAUUUGGAAUUCUCCCUGUAUGAAGCUAAAAUGAAGAAUCUGGUAAAAGGUAUUCAGAUGAACAAUGUAUCAUUCAAGAUAAAACAUUCAAAUGAAAAGAAAUCACAGAGCCAGAAUUUAUUUUCUGUCAAAAGCAGCUUGAGUCAUGGACCUAAGAAGGAGCAAAAAUGUCCUUCUGUCCAUGGACAGAAGGAGGGCAAAGAUAAUAUAGCAGGAACACAAAAGGAGGCUUCUACUGGAAAAGGCAGAGGGACAGAGGAAACAGAUGAGGAAGUUAGGUGCAGUGGGAUGGGAUGCAGGGAAAUGGGGACAAUCACGCUGAAGGGUUGGAGGAAUGAAGGGGUGAAGGGACGCACAGGAAGAUGUGGAAAGACAGACAAAGUUAAAAAGGAUGGAGAGAGGAGAAUCAAGACUAAUGGGUAA
Pongo pygmaeus (Bornean orangutan) is the source of this 2263-nucleotide messenger RNA. RefSeq names its product NLR family pyrin domain containing 10 (gene NLRP10). Gene Ontology annotation, biological process: positive regulation of inflammatory response. Gene Ontology annotation, cellular component: cytoplasm. The record is from RefSeq and is a predicted model, not a curated record. NCBI's taxonomy places the organism in Eukaryota, Metazoa, Chordata, Mammalia, Primates, Hominidae.